AUGUCCGGUGGACUUGGUGAAGGUGUGUUCUCCCGACUACUGUCCUUGUGGCAAAAGCUGCGAGGUGAAACUGUUCGGUUUGUCGACGCAGUGACAAAUCCUGUGUCGCAUGCCCCGUCCGAAGCCGACGAAAAUGACGGCAAAAUCUCAGAUGUGUCUCCAGCAAGCUCAUUGAGCACCGAGGAGGGUUUGGAUGACAUGUUGGCGCUCGAGGGUACAACAAGCGGCCGGCUGUCAACGAACUCCGACGUCGUUGACACCACCAACGAGUUCAUCACAAUGCUCGACGAGGUACGCUGCGAUGGCGAAUGUUUGAAAGAGACCCUCGACGCGUCGUGCGCUAACAACCGUACGGAUGUGCCGUUGGAAGACCUGCUUGAGGUCACCGUGGGGCUGCACAAGAACGUGGAGAGGCGUGUUGACGAUCUGUUGGAAAAGCUGUCCGACAAAGGUGUGAGUAUCGAGUGCCCAAAGGCGGAGCUACCCGAAACAAUACCCGAGGCAGUGCACGUGGCGGGCGCCAAGGAAAAAGGCCUUGCAUUGAAACGUGGCCGCUGCCGCCGCAGCCAGCGCAACCUCUACCCGACCCCAAAGCUGGACGAAACCCGCCCACAUAAGGUCCCCAAAAAGGUCGCACCCACUGAUUUGAAGCAGCUCGACUUGUCCAAAGAGACGCGUGAAUUGCUCGAGCUCGACUCCCCGAUGCACAGCAAGGACCAAAAAUAA
Babesia bigemina is the source of this 726-nucleotide messenger RNA. RefSeq lists its product as hypothetical. The coding region runs from base 1 to 726 and encodes 241 amino acids. NCBI's taxonomy places the organism in Eukaryota, Apicomplexa, Aconoidasida, Piroplasmida, Babesiidae. The record is from RefSeq and is a predicted model, not a curated record. The transcript has a single exon.